Messenger RNA from Capsicum annuum, 2673 nucleotides. Its product is annotated as MLO-like protein 4. Gene Ontology annotation, cellular component: membrane. Lineage: Eukaryota; Viridiplantae; Streptophyta; Magnoliopsida; Solanales; Solanaceae. Bases 1073 to 2440 code for a protein of 455 amino acids. Gene Ontology annotation, biological process: defense response. The record is from RefSeq and is a predicted model, not a curated record. The transcript has 14 exons.
AUGAAGUUUGAACAAAAGUUAUUGAAUUCACGUGAACUCAUAUGUUACCUGGUAGAAGUGGGUUAAAAUCUUUGAAUACAGGAGUUCAAAAUUUAAUAGCUACAACCAAGAUUUCUUUUAUAUCUGCCUAAACGUAGCUGAUAUCCAACACCAUUUUUUUAAAAAAAGUGGAAAAACUGCAACAACUACAACAUAGGUGGGCGAGCAUUUAUAGCAUAGCAAGGAUGGUCAUAUUGCCAAUUGGUUAUACAACAUAUGGGCAAAAGAUUUGCAUCAGGCAUUUCACAUGGGACCAUUAUGUUUUCAUUGUUUGUAACACCCCAUGGCCUUAGUUAAUGUUCGUGCCUAUGAAGUUGCUAACCAAAUUCAGCUGACCAAUAUUAAUGACAGUCAUUACUCAAGCUUCUGCACUUGAAAAAUAUUCUAUCUUUCUGCUACACAUUCAAUCUUGAAUAUUUUUCAAGAUGGGGAAUUUGGAAGGAGCGUCGUUUUCUGAAACGCCUACAUAUGCCGUGGCCACAGUGGUCACGGUUUUGGUGAGCAUUGGUUUCUUGAUCCAUGGCAGUUUGAAGAAGUUUGGAAAGAAUGAAUUCUUUGUUUUCUGUAUUUUUUGUUCUGAUAGUGGUUGCAUAAGACGAAGAGGGAACCACUUUAUGCUGCGCUAGAGAAAAUAAAGGAAGGUAAGCCACCUAUUAAUAAUUUGAACCUUUGUGAUCACGGACAGUGGCGGAUACAGAAGGUUUCUGCAGUUAUUUUUUUACUUCAUCCUUGACUAUACUAUAUGGAAAUUAGUAAAAGUGGAGUUGAAUAUAUGCUCCAAACAAAGUAGAGCUACGAUUUUGAGUUUAUGGGUUGUCGAUUCUAGAAAACACAUCUUAUUGGACUUCUGAUAAAAAUUUUAAAACAAAUACGAUGUUUGAGCUAGAGCUACUGGAUUUUGAGUGUCAAACACUACUGGUAAAGUGGAGGGAUUCUAUCUAUUCCACCACAAUCCCGCAACAAUUUAUGAUUGCUUGAUGAACUCGUUUUUCCUUUUCUCUUCCUCUUCCUCUUUUGGCUGCAAGCAGAGCUUAUGGUGUUUGGACUGCUAUCACUGUUGAUGGGUCAUUGGAUCAUUUAUGUUGCAAAGAUUUGUGUCAAAGCGUCAGCAGUGAGCAGCCACUUUUAUCCAUGUUCUCCUCCAAGAAACAAGACGGAGUCAGCAAUUACGAGAUUUGUUUUAUCAGGUUCUUCAUACUCCAAUUUCUCAAUUUCAAGGCUGCUGUUAAGCAGUGGACAUGUAAACUAUUGUCCUGAGGGUCUCCAAUCAUUCGCUUCAAAGGAGAGCCUGGAGCAGCUCCAUCGUUUUUUGCUUGUCCUCGGAGUUAGCCAUGUAUCUUACAGCUUUUUCGCCAUUGCCUUGGCAAUGAUCAAGAUAUAUAGCUGGAGAACAUGGGAAAACAAUGCCAAGUCAAUGGCUCUUCAAAGACUGGAAGGAUCUGAAGAACCGGUGGCAAACAACACGAGAAUGGGGCGUCUAUCAACUUUUACUUUUCACCACACCACUCACCCGUGGAGCCAACACAGAGCUCUUGUUUGGCUGCUUUGUUUCAGCCGCCAGUUCUGGAGUUCGAUAAAUGAAGCUGACUACAUGGCUUUGCGCUUGGGUUUUAUUACUACUCAUCAGCUGCCAUUAACUUAUGACUUCCAUAAGUAUAUGCUUCGAAGCAUGGAGGAAGAAUUUCGCGAUAUUGUUGGCAUUAGUGUUCCACUAUGGAUUUUCGUCAUACUUUGUGUAUUUUUAAGCUUUCAUGGCACAAAUAUCUACUUUUGGAUCUCCUUCUUUCCAGCAAUUUUAAUCCUAUUGGUUGGUACCAAGCUUCAUCGCGUGGUGGUCAAGCUGGCAGUUGAAAUCAUGGACAGCAGUCCAUUGGAAGGAUUUCAUCAGUUUAACCUCCGAGAUGAGCUCUUCUGGUUUGGGAAGCCUAGGUUUCUGCUGCGGAUAAUACAAUUUAUAUCAUUUCAGAAUGCAUUUGAGAUGGCAACGUACAUAUGGUCACUGUGGGAAAUUAAGGGAGCUUCAUGUUUCACAGAAAAUCACACAUUUCUCGUGAUUCGCUUGUCAUUUGGGGUUAUUUCUCAAUUCUGGUGUAGCUUUGUCACAUUUCCACUCUAUGUUAUUGUUGCUCAGAUGGGUUCGAGAUACAAGAAGACCAUCGUUUCAGAGAACGUUAGGACUUCAUUACAUGGAUGGCGACACAAGGUAAAAGCCAGACUAGAAGGUUCUGUUGUUUCGCCAGAAACACUAUUAGCAGCCACAUCAUUAGACUCCAUGGAGGAGGACGAGGCAGAUCAAAUUCAUACCAUUGUGUCGGACCAACAUGUCACUCUUGAACAAAGUUGCACGAAUGAAAUCUCAGAAUGUGAUGAGUUACAUAUUCCACUUUCUCCUCGAAUUUAAGGAGAGUUUAGAUCAGAAAUAUGAUGAUGGAUCAAAACAAUGAUCAGAUGAUACAGUUUCGGGCCUUAUACAACAGGAACCACAGAACCUUAGACAUAGUAAUCUUGCUCUUGUCCAAUUUUUCCCAGCUAUAGAUGCAUCUAAUUUUGUCGUCCAUCCAUGUCUGGCUAUCUAUUUAAGAAGAUCGAUGUAUGAUCAAUUAUAAAUUAUAUGAAAACCUGAAGACAAACAAA